CCUCUAACCGCAUGUGCGCUAGGAGAGCAGGCGAGGGGCGGGCGUGUCCAAGUCCGGAGGCUGCGCUGGCCGCGGCGGUGCCGUUGGCCGAGCGGCUGUAUGGCCCGGGGCUGGCUUCCCCAGCGGCCCUUAGGCCGCCAGGCCCGCCUCCACCGCUCCGGGCUCGCUCCGGCGCCCCGCCCCUCGGCCCCGCAGCGUACACCCAGCGGUCCCGCGAAGGCGGAUAUGGCCUUACCAGGCGCGGUGCUGUCCGAGCCAGCCAGACUUCAGUAAUGAGUUGGUGGCAUAACAACCUCCAAAGUUGCCAAAGCAAAGGGGAUUUGGCGAUGGAGGCUUUGUUGGAAGGAAUACAAAAUCGGGGACGUGAUGGGGGAUUUUUGACAUCCUGUGAGGCAGAACUACAGGAACUCAUGAAACAGAUUGACAUAAUGGUGGCUCAUAAAAAAUCUGAGUGGGAAGGGCAGACACAUGCUUUGGAGACUUGCCUGGACAUCCGUGAGCAGGAACUGAAGACUCUUAGGGGUCAGUUGGAUAUAAAACACAAAGAGGUUGGAAUACUGCGCCAACAGGUAGAGGAACUUGAAAAAGUGAAGCAAGAGAUGACCAGGGACUACAGGCAGGAGCUGAAGAAACUACAUGAAGAAUUAGGCAAACUGAAGAGAAGCUAUGAAAAACUACAGAAAAAGCAAAUAAAGGACUUCAGAGGAAACACCAAAAAUCACAAGGAAGAUCGGUCUGAAAUUGAGAGGUUAACUGGAAAAAUAGAGGAAUUUCGUCAGAAAUCUCUGGACUGGGAGAAGCAACGUUUGAUUUAUCAGCAACAGCUAUCUUCUCUGGAGGCACAAAGGAAAGCUCUGGCUGAACAAUCAGAGAUAAUUCAGGCUCAGCUUGCCAAUCGGAAGCAGAAACUGGAGUCUGUGGAGCUGUCCCGCCAGUCGGAAAUCCAGCACCUGAGCAGUCAGCUGGAGCGGGCCAACGACACGAUCUGCGCCAAUGAGAUGGAGAUCGAGCGCCUCACCAUGAAGGUCAACGACUUGGUGGGGACCAACGUGAGUGUCAUGCAAGAGCAGCGGCAAAAAGAAGAAAAAUUGAGGGAAUCUGAAAAACUGUUAGAGGUUCUGCAGGAAGAAAAGAGACAAUUGAAAGCAGCUCUUCAGUCUCAAGAAAAUUUUAUUCAUGAGGCAAAUAUGCAAAAGGAGAAGCUACAAGCAAAAUUAAAGGCAACCGACACUCAGCACACAUUAGAGACCAUCAGGUCCCCGGAGGAGUCUCAGACGGAUAGGAGGUACAGCUCUCAAGAGCAGGACUUAGACCAUGUGCUCUCCCCACUGGAUCUAACCCACACGAGUGAGGAGCUGCUGCAGGCGGAGGUGACUCGUCUGGAAAGCAGCUUGGAGUCUGUGAGUACAACAUGUAAACAGCUGAGCCAAGAACUAAUGGAAAAAUACGAAGAGUUGAAGAAGGUGGAAGCGCAUAACAAUGAGUACAGGACAGAGAUUAAGAAGUUGAAAGAACAGAUUUUUCAGGCUGAUCAGAGUUACAGUUCUGCACUGGAAGGAAUGAAGAUGGAAAUCUCUCGUUUAACUCGUGAGUUACAUCAGCGAGAUAUCACUAUUGCUUCUGCCAAAACGUCUUCCUACGACAUGGAAAAGCGACUCAAAGCAGAGAUACAAAAGGCAGAAGAAAAAGCUGUAGAGCACAAGGACAUUGUGGGUCAGCUGGAGUCAUUGAAGUUAGAAAAUCGUCGUCUUUCUGAAAUGGUGACGAAAUUGGAAUUGGGUUUACAUGAGGCAAAAGAGAUUUCCAUAGCAGACCUCCAGGAGAAUUAUAUUGAGACAUUAAAUAAAUUAGUGUCUGAAAAUCAACAACUACAGAGAGAUUUGAUGGAUACCAAAUCUAAGCUGGAGAUUUCUACUCAGAUGUGCAAAAAAAAUCAUGAUGUGCUCUUAAAACCAACACACAGCAGAGCACCUGAGUUCAAGAAUACAGAGUUCAAUCUGCUCUCCAGGCCAUCCCAUGGCCAGCACAGACGUGGUGGAGGGAAGACUGAGCUCUACAAAACAGGUCUUCCUUCUUCUCCGGGAGGACAAGCGCCGGGCGGCGUAGAGCCCGUGUCCAGGGUCCUCAGCCCCCUGAGUGUUCACAUCAGCUCUUGCAGCUCCAGCAUCUCUUUGCCUUCCAACUUUCUGUACAAAACUCAGUCUUUGCCUUCAGUGCUAGACCCAAACGAAGCCAUUUUUUCUGACUCUAUCUCUGAGAGCGUAAAUGACCAAGAAGAGUUUAUGUCUUCGUGUCCCUUUCCUGUGUCUCCCCUUGGUUCCAUAGCCACAAGGUUUCUGGAGGAGGAGGAACUCAGGUCUCACCACAUCCUGGAGCGCCUGGACGCCCACAUCGAGGAACUGAAGAGAGAGAGUGAAAAGACAGUGAAGCAAUUCACGGCCCUCAAGUAGCCUCUUAAAAAAAAUCACAAGCUUGGAAGUAAAAACAAGCAUCGAAGAGUUACUGUCAUCUGAAGUAGCGGCAGUGGCUCUUUAAAAACACAAAUGUGUAAAAAUCAUAGAGCUGUUGUGAAGAAAGCUAAAAACUGAUACUUCUCUAAAGGCAUUUCUACUGCACUGGUCUGUUUGAAGAACUUUUUCCAGCAAUAACUUGUAAUAAACCACUUUGCUAGACUUUUUCCUCAGUAAUAUUUAUUAUCAUAAAGGGAUAGUUUUUCUUGCUGACUAAAAUGAGUUUAUGGCAUGUUGAAAUUAAAGUAACUACAGGAACUUCUUUGAGGGAAGUAUGUAGAAGUUGGGGUUCAGAGUCAAACCCAGCUGGCUUGGUGUGUAGGUUUUGCCACUUACUAGCCAGUUGGGCUGGUAAUGUGCGAAGUCAAGCAGGGGGUACAUAAAGGGGUAAAGAAGUUUGAUGAAGGCCUCUCUUGCUCUGGGCACAAGUAUAAGACAGAGGUGGAGGGAGCGGGCGGGGGCCGGUUUGAGUGAGUGGUGGAACAUGCGACGGGAAUGUUGCAUUUCUGAGAGGGUCAGUGGGAGACAAAGGUGCCAGCUGCAGGAGGCAUUUGAACCCUUGCAGAGUUGGACCCCUCCACCCGAUAGGAGAGGGGAUGGAGAGAGAAAAGAGCAGAAUGCUGUGCCCAGGUCCCUGAAGGAUGCCAGCACCUGAGGAUCACAGCAGAGGGGACAGCAGAGAGCUGGAAUGUGCGACUACAGACAAGAAGGUGACGCGCAGUGUCCUUACCAGCUCAAGGACAUGCUCCUGUGCUUCACUCUCCAGUGGCUCUUCCCUGUCAGCAUGUAAACAUCCUGAGUUCUCCUUUCUCUAAAACCAAACCAAACCUCGGUUCCAUAUGCCUCUCCAUGUCUGCUGCUCCAUGUGUUUGCCCCCUUCACCCACAUGUCUGCAGUGACUAUUUAUACUCCCUUCCUUCCCACUCUUCUUAACCCUCUCCAGCUGCACCCCCACCCCCACCAUGGAACUGCUGUCAUGUUCUCGAGGUCACCAGUGACCUAGUUAGUCCCUGGGCGUUAUUUCACCCAGUUGGCCUAUCCCCCUUUGUCUCUUGGUUCUGUGACCUGACACCCCUUGUUUUCCUCCUAGCUCACUGGCUACCCCAUCUCACUGUAGUUUUCUGGCUUUUCCUCUUCCAACGCUCCCCCCCUCCGCCCCCUGGACUGACGUGGGUUUUCUCACUCAGCACAUUUCCCUAGGAUAUUCCAUUUGAUUCUCAAGCUUUGAAUACAAUCUACAGGCCCGUGGCCCCUGCAUUCAAAACUAGUCUCGAUCUCUUCCCAGAGCUGCUGGCUUAGAUACCUGCUUAUUGAAUAUCUUCACUUGAAUGUCUGAUAAGCAACUCAUGUUGAACAUUUGCAAGAGAGAACUCUGGAUUCUCAAAAUAUUUCCUGUGAGGACAGUAUCCUGUUUGCCAGUGGCUAGAAGUUGUCCUAAAUCCCUUCCUUGCCCACACCUCCAAGCCAUUGGGAGGUCCUGUCAGUUCUGUCUCCAGAAUUCAUCUCAGGUCCAACCAUUGCUGCCUCUUCUCCACCGCCGUCACCCUGAUAGCUAACCCAGUCUCUCAGGUUCUGUCCGGAGCCUCCUGAUCACAAUAAUUCAUUCUUCGGAAUGAGUUGUCCUUCAGAAAUGGAAGUGAACAGUGUCACCCCUACCUCCCUUCAAAGGCUGCAAAGACUUCUUGGUGCACCCGGGAUUGGUCCAAACUGCUGCGCAGCCUGCGAGCCUCGCUCCCACCCCAUCACCCCACUGUGGCCUCUUUCGCUGUGCUCCAGCCUCCCUGUCCUCCUUCCUGCUUCCCGACUGCAGUUGGCUUUAACCUGUCAGGGUCCUGUGCUGCGGUUUACCUGGAAUCCCUUUCUCACCUUGCCUGUGAUUGACCUUGGCUCCCCUCUCAGGUCUGCACUCAGGCGUCCAGUCCCUGACUGCUAUGUCUAAAACCUGCUUCUCCUUUUCUCUGGCUCAUUUGCCCUGAGUUAUUUCCUUCAGAGUGCUCACCACUUUGAAAUCAUAUUUUUAUUGGAUUUAUGUUUCUGUUGUUUAUUUUUACCUUAGAAUUAAGCUUCUUGAGGACAAGGGCAUUGCCUGUCUUGUUCAGGGUGGGGUCCUCGUCACCCAGCACAAGCCUCGCACUUGGUUGGUGCUCAGUGGUGCCUGUCCUUUCUCAGAUGCACCCCGUUUUUGCUUUGCACCUCUGUACACGCUGUCCUUCAGCUCUGCUUCUUCUUUCCACGUACUUCCUGUGCCCCUCUAUCUUGCUGGGGAAAGCUUUCCCAUACCUUUUGGCCAGACCCAGGGAGAGUUCCUCCUCCUUUCUCCCGUGUGUGCCCCCAGAGCACUGGCCCAUGCUGUGCUGUGCUCUGUGAAUUUCGUUUCUCCCACUUCCAACUGAAAACUCCUUAAAGGCAGGGGCCAGCUCCUGCUGGAACCUCAGGCAGCAGCAUGCUGCCUAAGACACAGCAAGCACUAAGCAAAUGCUGGGUGGAUGAAAAUCACUCCCGCUCUGGGCUUCCUUGUACUCACCUGGAAAAUAGGGAUAGUACCUCAUGGAGUUAGGAGGAUUUACUGAAAAUACAGUUCUGACAGGGCUUGGCAGAUUCUAAAAAUACUGCACCCGGGUAUGGGGGGAUUUUGGAAUUUCAGACUGUCCCAAGCUUCUGCUUAGAAUAUGUAGGAUCCACACCCUGCUCCUGAAAUGGUCAUAGGGCAUGUUGACUAAAAGGCACAGUGAUGGACUAUGGUCACUGGGAAUACCUACAGAAUCAUGAGGUACGGUGUACGUCCUUAAAUUUACACUGUGUUGUUGAAAGUUGAAGUAGCUGACUUAGUGUCUGAGUUUGUCAGGACAUUUGAUUGUAAGUUAAUCUCUCAGCUUCACUUUUAAAAAGAUUAUGCCCAAUAUUAAAAUGUGUCAAAACUAAAUUUGAGUG
This is a messenger RNA of Artibeus jamaicensis (Jamaican fruit-eating bat), 5441 nucleotides long. It is a transcript of the gene CEP63, whose product is annotated as centrosomal protein 63. Gene Ontology annotation, cellular component: centriole. The record is from RefSeq and is a predicted model, not a curated record. Bases 12 to 2450 code for a protein of 812 amino acids. Gene Ontology annotation, biological process: centriole replication; de novo centriole assembly involved in multi-ciliated epithelial cell differentiation. The transcript has 16 exons. NCBI's taxonomy places the organism in Eukaryota, Metazoa, Chordata, Mammalia, Chiroptera, Phyllostomidae.